Molecule: messenger RNA, 1327 nt
Organism: Aptenodytes forsteri (emperor penguin)
Lineage: Eukaryota; Metazoa; Chordata; Aves; Sphenisciformes; Spheniscidae
Gene: PRUNE1
Product: prune exopolyphosphatase
Exons: 8
Coding region: 35-1327 (430 amino acids)
Cellular component (GO): cytoplasm
Molecular function (GO): exopolyphosphatase activity
Source: RefSeq, a predicted model, not a curated record
GCAUGUCCGGUGUCACCAGGAGAUCCACGUGGUGAUGGGCAACGAGGCCUGUGACCUGGACUCCACCGUCUCGGCCCUGGCCCUGGCUUAUUUCUUGGCGAAGACCUCCCCGGCUCCGAAAGCAGCCUUCAUCCCGGUGCUGAACAUCCCUCGCGCUGAAUUCGCCCUCCGGACGGAGACAACGUUCCUGCUGGGGGAGCAGGGCAUCCCCGCCGCCUCCCUCAUCUUUCGGGACGAGAUCGACCUGGGGGGGCUGCACCGCGCCGGGCUGCUCUCCCUGACGCUGGUCGAUCACCACGUCCUGCCUGGGGUAGGAGGAGAGGAACAAAGGGGGUUUCCAGGCUCUGCUGGGGGUGACCCAUCGCGGCUGCAACCGCAGGGCUGUGCCGGGGGUCUCACCCUCCCCGUCUCACCCGCCAGCGCCGAUGCAGCCCUGGAAGAGGCUGUGGUGGAGGUCCUCGAUCACCGGCCAUUGGAACGGGACCGAGCUCCCGGCUGUCAGGUGACAGCAGAGCCGGUGGGCUCCUGCGCCACGCUGGUGACAGAGCGGAUCGCCCAAGGUCCCCCAGGCGUGCUGGACAGACCCACGGCCGCGCUGUUGCACGGCACCAUCCUCCUGGACUGCGUGAACCUGAGCCCGGCGGCCGGCAAGGUGACGCCCAGGGACGUGGCGUGUGUCUCCCUGCUCGAGGCGAGGUUCCCCGAGCUGCCGGCCCGCGACACCAUCUUUGAAGCCCUGCAAGCGGCCAAGUUUGACGUCUCGGGGCUGACGACGGAGCAGAUGCUGCGGAAGGACCUCAAAGUCCUCUCUGGCGAUGAGCUGCUCCUUGCCGUCAGCGCUAUCUACGUGGACCUGGAGACCUUCCUGCGCCGGCCCGGCUUGCUGCAGGACCUGGAUGCUUUCUGCCAAGCUCAGGGCUACGCGGGGCUGGUGGCCAUGAUGAUCUCUUUUAAUGAGCACAAUGAGCCCUCCCGGCAGCUCGCGGUCUACAGCCGGUGCGAGACCCUCCGGAGUGCGGUGUGCCAGGCGCUGGCGGCGGCGCUGUCCCUGCACCUCCUGCCUCUCCCGAGCCCCUGCACCUACGCCCAGGGCAAUGCUUUGGCAUCGCGGAAGAAGGUCCUGCCCGUCCUGCGGGCAGCCCUGGGGGGGCCGGGCGCUGCCAGGGGGCCGGAGGAGGAGGUGGUCCUGCCGCCCACCCCGAUGAACAGCCUGGUGGAGGAAUGCCCGCUGGCACAGGCCGUCCCCCCCCUCUGCCCCCAAAAAAAGGAUGUCCUGGAGCGGGUCAGCCGCAUCGCCGCUGGGCAGCCCCCCGGCUCCCCAAAAUAA